AUGGUUCUGGGGAUAGUCAUGAUGACGGCCAUGGUGCCGACCAUUAUGGGACUAAAUGAGGCCUCCAAAGGCACGCGUGAUCAAGAGAACAACCGGAAGAAUACAGCACGCAAGCAGCGAUGUCACCUAGUGGCUAUGUGUGAAGUCAACAAGGGGACUCAGACCCAACGCGAACAGGUUCACAAUGCCCGUGUAUAUGUGGGGCGAGACGGCAAUCUUUAUAUCACCAAACAACCCAGCUCUACCAUGUCUCUUUUUAAUGGCGGCUUCUAUACACACCCGGAUUUUCCCCCUGACAACACCUCUGGCGUCGUAACCAUCACUGGCGAACAACCACCCACUUUGCGCUGGGUGUUCCUGGAUUCCAGCACGCAUCAAAUGCGAUGGGGUGGGCGUCCCGACAGUGAGGGUCACAUAUGUGGACCCUAUGACUGGACGAAAGACGAGCAGUGCAUCACGCUUGAGGGGUGGGAGGGGUGGCUGGCAGUCCGGUUACCGGAAGAUGGCACGAGGGACCAAGCGGAGGCGGACCUCGAGAUCGGCGAUGGUAAAGAGAUUUGGCGUCUGUAUUUCGAUCAAAAUGAUGAUGGGGCAGAUCUGCCGCCCGGUUCCGAAGGUGUAGAAAUUCGUCUCAAGCGAGUUACGUCGGAAUCGUGA
Penicillium verrucosum is the source of this 657-nucleotide messenger RNA. RefSeq lists its product as uncharacterized. The coding region runs from base 1 to 657 and encodes 218 amino acids. The record is from RefSeq and is a predicted model, not a curated record. The transcript is spliced from 2 exons. Lineage: Eukaryota; Fungi; Ascomycota; Eurotiomycetes; Eurotiales; Aspergillaceae.